AUGAUUAUUACUAAAUGUCAAAUAAAUGGAAAUGGAAUAUAUUUUGUACUUAUUUUAUGCGUAAUAUGGCUAAAUACGGUUAAUACAUUAAGUGAUAAACCAUUGCUAUUACUUAUAUCUUUUGAUGGUUUCCGGUAUGAUUUAUUGAAUGCUUCUAUUGUACCAAAUAUUUGGAAAUUUGCCACCGAAGGUGUAUAUUUUAAAGGUGGUUGUCGUCCACAAUAUCUCACUUAUACAGCCCCAAAUCAUGCAACAAUAGCAACAGGCCUUUUAAUUGAAAGCCAUGGAAUUGUUGGCAAUUAUUUUCAUGAUCUAUCCACCAAUACGACGUUCGAUUUAUUCAAUUUAACGCAAAAAAAAGGAGCAAUAAAUGAUUCAUUAAUGGGACAUUUCUAUAAUGGUGAACCAAUAUGGCUUACAAAUGAACGAGCUGGUUAUGGAAGACGUUCAGCUGCAAUGUAUUGGCCAACCGGAAGUGGACAUUGGCCAUCUAUACCGCAUAAACCUACAUUACACAGAUCAUGGAUCGAAUAUAAGAAUUUGUCGCAAUGGAUGAAUGAUUUUGAUGGAGUUUUAGAAUUAUUUACACGUGAAAAAGAUCCAUACAAUUUUGUUGCUUGGUAUGUUGCUGAACCGGAUCAUUUCCUACAUUUUAAUGGAUUUAAAAAUGGUAAAAUUAAUAAAAUGAUGCAAAAGUUGGAUUUGUUAGUCAAAUAUAUCAAUGAUAAGCUAGAAAAUAAUUCAGAACUUUCAAAACGAUUAAAUAUUAUCUUAACUGCUGAUCAUGGACAUGCUGAGAUCGAAGGUGCAUCAAAUGUUCUAUGUUUGGUAGAAACGAUCAAUACUGAUGGCCUAUUAUUUGGUGAUCGAAUGAUUUAUGUUAAAAAUGUUGAUCGAAAGCAUCAAAUAUAUGCGAGUUUAAAGAAAGUUAUUGAAGAUCGUCAUUAUCGUAUUAAAAUAUAUUACAAACAAGAUGUUCCAAAAGAAUAUGGAUAUUCUAAAAAUGAUAAAAUUGGCGAUAUACUACUUGAGCCUGAACCUGGAUAUAAUGUUCGCAUUAAAUGUUCGCAUAAUAUAGACGAUUCGUCGAAACCGUUUCAUUUUUCAUCACAUGGAAUGAAUCCAAAUCAUUGGACAAUGAAAUCAAUUUUACUAAUGAAAGGACCAGUGUUUAAACAAAAUUAUCAAAUUGAUGGAACAGCAAACAAUCUGGACUUAUAUCCACUGAUGUGUUAUAUUUUGGGUGUAAUACCAGCACCAAAUAAUGGUACCAUACAACAUAUGUUGGAAGUACUGAAAAUACCAAUUACAACAAAUUCAUUAUCAACCAAACAAAUUGAAUUCCUAACAAUAAUUGUAUGUGGUGGACCGCUAGUAACAUUUGUAAUUUUUGUAAUCAUGAUAAGCCGACAACAAAGGCACCGUAUAUUAAGAAACAGGCUGUGCACUGGUCAAUUUGGCCUUUGGCUAUCUGGUAUGAAUGAUAUAUGUCGUCGUCGAAUUAGCACAAUUGUGCAUUUUCUAAUUGGCGAUGAAAUUUGGACAUUAUAUCAUUUUGUUAUUUUCUCAUUUACAUUUAUAAGUUAUGCAUUAGUGCAUGCCUCACGUAAAACGUUAAGCACGGUAAAACCAUCACUUAUCAUCGAAUGGACUGAUAAUAGCAGCGGUGAGCAACCAUUAUUUCCUGAUAGACAUGCAGCAGAAGGAUUCUUAGCAUUCCUUGAUGGUGCAUUCCUUGGCGCAUAUGCUUUGGGCCUUUAUGCAGGUGGUACAUUAGGUGAUCGUUAUAACCCGGCAAAAGUACUUGCUUUUGGCAUGUGGACAUCAUCAGUUACCAUAUUUUUGUUUGGAAUACUAAAAUGGUCACCGUUUCAUUCACCUGUAUAUUAUGCUGCAACGUGGAUUGCAUGUGGUUUAUUUCAGUCUGUUGCUUGGCCUACCGAAGUGUCUAUUAUGGGUAAUUGGUUUGGGCAUAAUAGUCGUGGUGCUGUAAUGGGACUUUGGUCAGCAUGUGCUUCAGUUGGAAAUAUAGUGGGCACAUUAGUUUCAUCUCAUACCGUACAGUUAGGAUACGAGUAUUCGUUUGCUGCAAAUGCAUGUUCGCUUUUUUUCGGAGGAUUUUUCAUCUUUUAUCUUUUGCCGUUACGAACGAUACACGAGUUCGAAGCAGUAGUUUCUGUUACGGAUAAUGUGGAACGACCAAAAGCAAUCAGUUUUUGGCAAGCUUGGCGUCUUCCAGGUGUUAUUGCGUACUCUCUGGCAUAUGCAUGCCUAAAGUUAGUUAAUUAUUCAUUUUUCUUCUGGUUACCAUUCUAUCUUCAUACUCAUUACGGGUGGAAAGAAUCGGUUGCUGAUGAGUUAUCAGCGUGGUACGAUAUAGGUGGUAUUAUUGCUGCAGUUGUUGCUGGUAUUGCUUCUGAUCAUUUCUCGUCACGUACUCCAAUUUUAAUAUUUAUGCUAAUUUUUUCAAUGGGAUCCCUGUUUGCUUAUGCUAAUUCACCAGACAAUAUUUUGAUGAAUUCAUUCCUAAUGGCAUUAACGGGGUUUUUUAUUGGUGGGCCAGCUAAUCUAAUAUCAUCUGCUGUUUCUGCUGAUCUUGGGAACGCUGAGCAAAUUAGAGGAUCAUCGGAAGCGCUGAGUACAGUUACAGGUAUUAUUGAUGGAACUGGUAGUGUUGGUGCAGGAAUUGGUCAACUCCUUAUUCCAGAAAUUGAAGCUAUGUUUGGUUGGACAGCUGUAUUCUAUGGUUUUAUUGUUAUGAUGUUCUCUACAGUUUUAUGUUUGGCACCACUUUUGUGGAAAGAAAUGUCCAACAGACUAAAUCCUCGUUAUGUACAUUUACAUUCGGAGGACAGUAGUGGUUCGCUGGGAUCAUAUUCCGAUAAUACCUCAGAUUCAGCUAUGAAUAGUUCACAAUUACCAAUUAGAGUCAGGCAUCGGAAUUCACCAGAUUAG
Messenger RNA from Brugia pahangi, 2955 nucleotides. Lineage: Eukaryota; Metazoa; Nematoda; Chromadorea; Rhabditida; Onchocercidae. The record is from the annotation of a GenBank genome assembly.